Taeniopygia guttata (zebra finch) is the source of this 796-nucleotide messenger RNA. It is a transcript of the gene STMN2, whose product is annotated as stathmin 2. Gene Ontology annotation, molecular function: tubulin binding. Lineage: Eukaryota; Metazoa; Chordata; Aves; Passeriformes; Estrildidae. The record is from RefSeq and is marked provisional. Gene Ontology annotation, biological process: neuron projection development; microtubule depolymerization; regulation of microtubule polymerization or depolymerization. Gene Ontology annotation, cellular component: cytoplasm; neuron projection; growth cone.
AGUCUUCUCUCCCUCUCUCCACUGCUGUAGCUGGACCCUUUGCCUUCACCGCCUCUGAGAGCUGCACAUCCCAGCAUGGCUAAAACAGCAAUGGCUUACAAGGAAAAGAUGAAGGAGCUGUCCAUGCUCUCGCUGAUCUGCUCCUGUUUUUACCCGGAACCCCGCAACAUGAACAUCUAUAAAUAUGAUGACAUGGAAGUGAAACAAAUCAACAAACGUGCCUCAGGCCAGGCCUUUGAACUGAUCCUAAAGCCGCCAUCUCCAGUCUCAGAAGCACCACGAACUUUAGCUUCUCCAAAGAAGAAAGAACUGUCUCUUGAGGAGAUCCAGAAAAAGCUGGAGGCUGCAGAGGAGAGGAGAAAGUCCCAGGAGGCCCAGGUGCUGAAACAUCUGGCAGAGAAGAGAGAACAUGAGCGAGAAGUGCUUCAAAAAGCUUUGGAGGAGAACAAUAACUUUAGCAAAAUGGCAGAGGAAAAGCUGAUACUGAAAAUGGAACAGAUCAAAGAAAACCGUGAAGCUAAUUUAGCUGCUCUUAUUGAACGCCUCCAAGAGAAGGAGAGGCAUGCUGCAGAGGUCCGUAGAAACAAGGAGCUCCAGGUGGAACUGUCUGGCUGAAAACAGCAAUGGUGGAUGUGACCCAUCCCCACCAUUAGUAAACUCCCCCUGCCUAUAUUAUUAUGGAUCAUGCGAUAUAAGUAUGGGAAAUGUAUGACGUGGUUUAAAAAAAAGGUAAAAAUCAUGAACUCAAUAAAAAACUUUAAAAGGAAACAAAAAAAUAAAAACAAAAACAAUGCGG